Molecule: messenger RNA, 1605 nt
Organism: Mesorhabditis spiculigera
Lineage: Eukaryota; Metazoa; Nematoda; Chromadorea; Rhabditida; Rhabditidae
Source: the annotation of a GenBank genome assembly
AUGCGCAAUGCCUUCCUCUUGCUCCUAGCCGCAAUAUUUCACGCCAGCGCCAGCUAUCGAAUCCUGAUUUAUGGCACGACCAUUGGCUACUCGCACGUUCGCUUUCACGCCAAACUCGCCGAUGUCCUCGUCGAUGCCGGCCACACUGUGGUGAUUCUCCUCUCCGAGUUGAAUCCAAACAUUAAACUCGGCGACACCAAGGCGGAGGUGAUCACGGUGCCAGCUUCGGAAGAAACGACAGCUAUUCAGGCAGCCGGCGAGAAGGGGACCCUCGUUGGCUUCUGGACCUCAGAUAUCAAUGACCUAUCCGGGACGUUGCCGAUGUUCCAAGAGAUCUCAAAUAUGGCCACCACGCAAUGUACAAAGACCCUGGCAUUUGCCGGUUUGUUGGAGCGGUUGCAGCACUACAAAUUCGACGUGGCCCUCUCGGAGACGUGGGAUUUGUGUGGAUUUGGCCUCUUUCAACAACUCGGCAUCGAGAAAUACGCAAUCACGAUGACCAAUCACCUUGAGGAGGGCGCGGCGGCGAUCUUGGGAGUUCCAAAUGCCCCAUCUUGGGUGCCCGGGGUGGUGAUGGGCCAUGGCGAGGAGAUGAGCUUCAUGGAGCGCGUCGAGAAUCUGCGGGCAAACUAUUAUAGCACAAAGGUAUACGACCUACUUAUCGACGAUAUGCAAAGUCUGUUCGACCUGAAGUACGGGAGCUUUGCCUCAUUUCGGGAUCUACUAUCAAACACUUCUCUGGUGUUUACAAAUAGCGACCCGCUGCUCGACUUCCCGAAACCGACGCUGCAUAAAGUAAUCGAUCUUGGUGGGAUUACGGUGGCUGAUGUGACGCGGAAUUUGACUUCAGAAUGGGAACGGAUUCUGUCGCGCCGCGCGCGGACUGUGCUCGUCUCCUUUGGAACGGUAGCAAAGGCGCACGCAUUGCCCGACGACUACAAAACGGGAAUGAUGGAGGCGUUUGACGAGUUUCCGGAUGUGACGUUCGUGGUGAAGCACGAGAAACCAGAUGACGAUUGGAAGAAUGACCAGGGGAAUAUCCAGCUGACGAAAUGGAUGCCGCAGAGCGAGAUGCUGGCCGAUGACCGAGUUGCGGCGAUAAUGACGCAUUGCGGCAUCGCGAGUAUGUAUGAAGCGGCGGCCAGGGGCGUACCCAUGAUUGCCGUCCCGCUUUUCCACGAUCAGAUCCGAAAUGCGAGGCUGAUCGAGCGCGCCGGCACCAGUGUCAGGUUCAACAAGUUGCAGCUGAACGACAAGGAGGCCCUCGCCCAGGUGAUUCGCGAUGUUCUCGACAACAAAAAAUAUAAAAAACGAGCCGUCGAGGUCGCAGCGAUGCUCGAUGAUCGUCCGUUUUCCCCGGAGACGCUAUUCACGAAAAAUGUCGAAUUUUUGGCUGCGCACGGACCAUUGAGGAAUCUGGAGCCUUUUUCCAAGGAAAUGGGAUGGCUCGCCUACUACAAUGCCGACAUCAUCUUGGUCGCCAUUGGAUCUGUAUUGUUUGUUUUGGUUGGGCUGGCGAUCUGCGUUUGCCUGGCCUGCGUCUUCAUCCAGCACCGUCGGUCGGAGUACGGGCGAUGCGCCGACGACGAUUACUUCUUACAUUCG